Nannospalax galili (Upper Galilee mountains blind mole rat) is the source of this 3446-nucleotide messenger RNA. RefSeq names its product solute carrier family 4 member 10 (gene Slc4a10). Gene Ontology annotation, biological process: transmembrane transport; regulation of intracellular pH; monoatomic anion transport. The record is from RefSeq and is a predicted model, not a curated record. Gene Ontology annotation, molecular function: sodium:bicarbonate symporter activity; solute:inorganic anion antiporter activity; monoatomic anion transmembrane transporter activity. Gene Ontology annotation, cellular component: plasma membrane; basolateral plasma membrane. Lineage: Eukaryota; Metazoa; Chordata; Mammalia; Rodentia; Spalacidae.
CCUGGCCAGCAGCCCGAGUGAGUAGGAGCCAUGUGACUCUGGUGAGUUGGAGUGUGGAAUUGCCUCCUGCUUCAGAGCUACCUGAUCCGAAUACUAAGCAGAGCGAGUGCCAGGCUGAAUGUAAGACACUGAAGACACUGCAGAGCAAGGUGCUUAUUCCAGAGGCAUUACAAAACAUGGAGAUUAAAGACCAGGGAGCCCAAAUGGAGCCGCUGCUGCCUACGAGAAAUGAUGAAGAGGCAGUUGUGGAUAGAGGUGGAACACGUUCUAUUCUCAAAACACAUUUUGAGAAAGAAGAUUUAGAAGGUCAUCGAACACUAUUUAUUGGAGUUCAUGUACCUCUCGGGGGAAGAAAAAGCCAUCGCCGUCACAGGCAUCGUGGUCAUAAACACAGAAAGAGGGACAGAGAAAGAGAUUCAGGACUGGAGGAUGGAAGGGAGUCACCUUCUUUUGAUACCCCAUCUCAACGGGUACAGUUUAUUCUUGGAACAGAGGAUGAUGAUGAGGAGCAUAUUCCUCAUGAUCUUUUCACAGAACUGGAUGAAAUUUGCUGGCGUGAAGGGGAGGAUGCUGAGUGGCGAGAAACAGCCAGGUGGUUGAAGUUUGAAGAAGAUGUGGAGGAUGGAGGUGAAAGGUGGAGCAAGCCAUAUGUGGCUACUCUGUCAUUGCACAGCUUGUUUGAGUUGAGAAGCUGUGUUCUGAAUGGGACUGUGCUACUAGAUAUGCAUGCCAACACUUUAGAAGAAAUUGCAGAUAUGGUCCUUGACCAGCAAAUCAGCUCAGGUCAGCUGAAUGAAGACAUACGUCACAGGGUCCACGAGGCACUGAUGAAACAGCAUCAUCACCAGAAUCAGAAAAAACUCACCAACAGGAUUCCCAUUGUCCGAUCUUUUGCUGAUAUUGGCAAGAAACAAUCAGAACCAAAUUCCAUGGAUAAAAAUGCAGGUCAGGUUGCUUCUCCUCAGUCUACUCCAGCCUGUGUUGAGACUAAAAAUGAUGUUAGCAGAGAAAACAGCACUGUUGACUUUAGCAAGGGACUGGGAGGCCAACAAAAGGGGCAUGCUAGUCCAUGUGGGAUGAAACAAAGGCAUGAAAAAGGACCUCCACACCCGCAAGAGAGAGAGGUUGACCUGCAUUUUAUGAAAAAGAUUCCUCCAGGUGCUGAGGCUUCAAACAUCCUGGUGGGAGAAUUGGAGUUCUUAGACAGAACUGUAGUUGCCUUUGUCAGGUUGUCUCCAGCUGUCUUACUCCAAGGACUGGCUGAAGUUCCAAUCCCAAGCAGAUUUUUAUUCAUUCUUCUGGGACCCCUGGGAAAGGGUCAACAGUACCAUGAGAUUGGAAGAUCGAUUGCAACCCUAAUGACAGAUGAGGUAUUUGAGAAGAGGAAAAUUCCUGCUGUACCAAAUGGAACAGCAGCUCAUGGGGAAGCUGAGCCACAUGGAGGACAUAGUGGACCUGAACUCCAGCGAACUGGAAGGAUUUUUGGGGGACUUAUAUUAGAUAUCAAAAGAAAAGCUCCAUUCUUCUGGAGUGACUUUAGAGAUGCCUUCAGCCUGCAAUGCUUAGCAUCUUUCCUGUUUCUCUACUGUGCCUGUAUGUCUCCUGUCAUCACAUUUGGAGGACUACUGGGAGAAGCAACUGAAGGGCGUAUAAGUGCAAUCGAAUCCCUCUUUGGAGCAUCCAUGACAGGGAUAGCCUAUUCUCUUUUUGGUGGACAGCCCCUUACCAUAUUAGGCAGCACAGGACCUGUUUUGGUGUUUGAAAAGAUUUUGUUUAAGUUUUGCAAAGAAUAUGGGCUGUCAUACCUGUCUCUACGAGCUAGUAUUGGACUGUGGACAGCAACGCUAUGCAUCAUACUUGUGGCCACUGAUGCAAGUUCCCUUGUCUGCUAUAUCACCCGGUUUACUGAAGAAGCUUUUGCUUCUCUUAUUUGCAUCAUUUUCAUUUAUGAAGCCCUAGAGAAACUGUUUGAACUCAGUGAAGCAUAUCCAAUCAAUAUGCAUAAUGAUUUGGAACUGCUGACACAAUACUCAUGUAACUGCAUGGAACCGCAUAAUCCCAGCAAUGAUACAUUGAAGGAAUGGAGGGAGUCCAAUAUUUCUACCUCUGACAUAAUUUGGGAGAAUCUAACUGUGUCAGAGUGCAGAUCACUGCACGGGGAGUAUGUUGGGCGAGCCUGUGGCCAUGGGCACCCUUACGUCCCAGAUGUUCUCUUUUGGUCGGUGAUUCUGUUCUUUUCCACAGUUACCAUGUCAGCUACCCUGAAGCAGUUCAAGACCAGCCGAUAUUUCCCAACAAAGGUUCGAUCCAUAGUGAGUGAUUUUGCUGUUUUUCUUACAAUUCUGUGUAUGGUUUUGAUUGACUAUGCCAUUGGGAUCCCAUCACCAAAACUACAAGUACCAAGUGUAUUCAAGCCUACCAGGGAUGACCGUGGCUGGUUUGUCACACCUUUAGGUCCAAAUCCAUGGUGGACCAUUAUAGCUGCUAUCAUUCCAGCUCUGCUGUGUACUAUUCUUAUUUUCAUGGACCAACAGAUUACAGCUGUCAUCAUCAACAGGAAAGAGCAUAAGCUAAAGAAAGGUUGUGGGUAUCACCUGGAUCUGUUAAUGGUGGCUGUCAUGCUUGGGGUGUGCUCCAUCAUGGGCCUGCCGUGGUUUGUGGCUGCCACUGUCCUCUCCAUCACACAUGUCAACAGCCUGAAACUGGAAUCAGAAUGCUCAGCUCCAGGAGAACAACCCAAAUUUCUCGGCAUUCGAGAACAAAGGGUUACUGGGCUUAUGAUUUUUAUUCUUAUGGGUUCAUCAGUCUUUAUGACCAGUAUUCUGAAGUUUAUUCCCAUGCCAGUGUUAUAUGGAGUGUUUCUUUACAUGGGUGCUUCAUCUUUAAAGGGAAUUCAGUUGUUUGAUAGAAUAAGGCUCUUCUGGAUGCCAGCAAAACAUCAGCCGGAUUUUAUAUACCUAAGGCACGUACCACUCCGAAAAGUCCACCUCUUCACAGUUAUUCAGAUGAGUUGCCUUGGCCUUUUGUGGAUCAUAAAAGUUUCAAGAGCUGCUAUUGUCUUUCCUAUGAUGGUGUUAGCCCUGGUAUUUGUAAGAAAGUUAAUGGACUUCUUAUUUACCAAACGAGAACUCAGCUGGCUGGAUGAUUUAAUGCCUGAGAGUAAGAAAAAGAAACUUGAAGAUGCUGAAAAAGAAGAAGAACAAAGUAUGCUAGCCAUGGAUGAUGAGGGCACAGUACAACUCCCACUGGAGGGACACUACAGAGAUGAUCCAUCUGUGAUCAACAUUUCUGAUGAAAUGUCAAAGACUGCCAUGUGGAGGAACCUCCUGAUUACUGCUGAUAACUCAAAAGAUAAGGAGUCAAGCUUUCCUUCUAAAAGCACUGAAAGCCGAAAAGAGAAGAAAGCUGACUCAGGGAAAGGUGUUGACAGGGAGACUUGUCUAUGA